Molecule: messenger RNA, 1574 nt
Organism: Aedes albopictus (Asian tiger mosquito)
Lineage: Eukaryota; Metazoa; Arthropoda; Insecta; Diptera; Culicidae
Exons: 3
Coding region: 109-1272 (387 amino acids)
Molecular function (GO): nucleic acid binding
Source: RefSeq, a predicted model, not a curated record
CGCAACAAACAAACGCGCGAGGUUUUAUUUCUGUAUCCUGUCUAUCCGGAAACACCGCCCCAAAAACGGUCACACGUCGUACACAGGAAGGUUUUUCUCGCUCGGAAAAUGGCCGAUCCGGAUUACGAAUCGGACGAGUACUACGACGAGCAGGGCAACCGGUGGUACGAACCCCAGUACUUCCCGAUACUCGAGUCGGACCCAUCGGAGGAGGACGAAGAUGACUCGUUCGACCAAACCGGAUGUAGUUACGAUGGAAAUAAAUCGUGUUCCGACAUCCGGAUGGAGGUCAUCGAUUUUGAUACGGUAUCAACGGGUACGUUCGUCCCACGCCCGGGCUACCAACCGGAAGAGAUGACACCCACCCGGCGGGAUCCUCGCUGUCGGUCCCAAACGGAACUGGCCCGGUUUUGGCCGGUUUACGUCGGAAACUUCCGGUGCCAGCAGAGUUGGCAGGGCGAGUUUGAUACCGUUCAGAGGUUCUUUGCUUGGAAGGGAUUGCAUGUACGGUGGUGGUAUCGGAAGGUCGAUGAUCCAUAUUACAAUGACUUUCAGUCCAAGGCCGGCCUGUACGACAUGCUGGUGUAUUUUGUUUCCGAGGAGGAUGCCAAUUUUGCGAUCCGAAACUGUCAUCGGACGAUGUUCAUGGGAUACCCGCUGAAUGUGUUCCCCGGUCGGACACCGGUCUACUUCGAUCCGAGUCGGAGUCUGCAGGCAAAGAAAAUGAAAAGCGGCCGGGUCUACAGUGAACUGUUCUUCGAGAAGCAUGUCAAGUUCAUCCAGGGUGUCGAUGUGACAUGUACCGUCAAGUUCGAUACCAAAUACGGCGCCAUGGAGUUUGCCAGCCCUGAAGACAUGGCCAAGGUCCGCAAGGGCGAAAAGCUAUGGAAGUUCGAACCGGUCCCUCGGAGGCUUCGGAAACAGCGCUUCCUCGAGCAGGACCUUCUGGCGCAGAUCGAAGCCCAUCUGCUACUGCAUCCGGAAACGCUCCGGCUGGAUCCCAACGACAGCUACGCCAAAAUGUUGCUGCAAAACAAACGACCGCAACUCGAUCCGAAUCCGAAAAUCCCGCCCGUUCCGCUUCGGAACGGACCGACCAAGAGGGUACAGCAAACCAAGCUGAAACGCAAAAUGAAGAAGGAGGAGAGGCGCAUCACACAGGCAGUGGCCGAAGGACAUAGGCCAAAAUGCUACGGUAAAACCGUAGAGGCCAAGAAGCGGUUCAAAAGGAUGUUAGAAUCCGCUGUUAAGAACCACGAGAGCGACUGCUAGAAGUGAAGAGGAGAUUUCUAACAUUUCCGAAUGAAGUUUCUUUUAUGUUAUUUGACUGUUGUUGGUAAGUUGAAUUUUAUCUCUUUGACCUUAUUAUUGUUAUUGUUGAAUUUGGUUUAAUAAAAAAAAAAUAACUAUAGGUAUUGAGUAGGUAUGUCGAUGUUCAGGUAUGUUCAGUGCAGCUAAGACAAGGUAAGUGUUUCCAGUGUUCCACUAACUAGUGCCUAAGAAAGCCAAAUUGGCCUACUACCACUUUCGCUACUAAACAAUGCUUUGCGGUGAUAAAACCUACUAUAAAGUAA